AAGACCCCAGUUCCCUGAAAUCAGAGAAGGAUUUCCUCACAGUUUCAAUAUUUAUACUGGGAUUUGGAGAAGGUCAUAUCAGACUACAAAGAGAUUUCAAUGAAUACUGAUAGGUUUCUGCAUCUAGACUCAGAGCAUUGUUGGUUAGAAUGGACUUCUCCAUCAGCACUGCAUUCUUCUUGGUCCUCUCCUGCUGCUUCUGGAAUGCAGAAGCCCGAUCUUAUAAUUCCAUCCUCAUGGUGUCAAAUGGAGGACCAUGGGGUGAUUGGGGAAACAUUCAAUUUUGUCCCCACGGUUAUGCCCAUGGCUUCUCAUUGAAGGUGGAAUGGAGUCAAGGUCGGGGGGAUGACACAGCUAUGAAUGGAAUCCGCCUGUACUGUACUGACGGUGCUGUAAUAGAGUCUAGGGUUGGACCAUGGGGAGAUUGGACAGCGAUUCAGUAUUGCCCAAGAGGCAACCUGGUCUCUUUCUCUCUGAGAGUGGAAGGACAACAAGGGAAAGGUGAUGAUACAGCAGCCAACAAUAUCCAGUUCACCUGUGAAGAUGGAACUGGACUCACUGGUAAUGGACAAGGCUGGGGCUCUUUUGGUCCAUGGAGCCGCCGCUGCUCUUCUGGAUCCAUCUGUGGGAUCCAGACAAGGGUGGAAGGUCAACAAGGGAAGGGUGAUGACACAGCCCUUAAUGAUGUGAAGCUCUUCUGCUGUAGCUGAACCAAGUCUUCCCAUGGGUUCACCAGAAAUGUUAUUCACUCUUUUUAUUAACCUGAGUACUGUGUAUAUAUAUCUGUGGGCCCAUUCACACUAGUCUAUACCAAAGCAGAUUGAUAGUUGUGAUUUUCUUUUUUUCAAUGCUGCUCUCCUUCUUAUGACCUACCUUUUAAUAUCUGUAAUUUACCUCUAACUGUGCAUCUAAAAUGUAGAAAUAAUGCAGUUGGACACCACUUUAAGUGUUAUUGCUCCAUCCCACGGAAUCAUUGGAUUUAUAGUUUUACAAGAUCUUUACCUUUCUUUGCCAAAGAGUCCCACAAAACUACAAUUUCCAGCAUUCUAUAGUAAGGAGCCAUGGCAGUCAAAUCUACCAUGUAGAUGCACCCUAUGAGAGUCAGUGUGGUGUAGUGGUUUUAGCCUACGUAUGUUGAAUCUUGAUGUCAUGCUUUAUUAAAUUUAAAGUAUAUGUGUGCAUUGUAAUCUAAAUUAAAAAUGCAGUCAAGUGUGCUGUAGUUUUUGGUCUCUGCUAUUACCUGUUAGUAAAAUACUAAAACUGAAA
Messenger RNA from Sceloporus undulatus (fence lizard), 1266 nucleotides. Its product is annotated as vitelline membrane outer layer protein 1-like. Bases 150 to 710 code for a protein of 186 amino acids. Lineage: Eukaryota; Metazoa; Chordata; Lepidosauria; Squamata; Phrynosomatidae. The record is from RefSeq and is a predicted model, not a curated record. The transcript has 4 exons.